UAAUAACAUAAAAAACAAUCUUAUUCGCGGAGUUUGGGAGCCAGUGAAAAAUCAUGGUGGCUACAUUUCUUGUUUUUAUUUUUGUGUUCGCACAGUCAAGAUUUGGCAAAGCAGUUUCAGUUGAUGAUAAAGUAGUAAAGCUUGCACAACUGACUGUAAAAUGCGAGGAGAAGGUGAGGAAUGCAUUGCCGAAUUUUAUCUUGCUUUAAAUUAAGCGUAUUUAACUUCAUUUUCGUAUAUUAGUGAAAUGGAUUGGUUUUUACGUUUGCUGUCUUCGCUAAAAUAACAAAUGAUGUAUGAAAUAAUUUUUGCUCUAUUUUUUGCAGUACGGGGAACCAUUAGCCAGGAAAGUAAGUAUAAAAAUAUCGCUAAUUCAUCACAAUCCUUGCGGUCUCUAAGAUUUUGUCGUCAGUACGACUGAAAGGGCUUUAUUUUUCAUCGUAGAAAUCAUUCUGUAUCACCGAAAAUACAUUAAACAAAGAAAAGGGUACAGAAUAUCUCUUCUGAUAAAUAAUAAACGAAAAUUUGUCUGAAUUUUAUAUGUAAUAUAUCGAGUUUUAGAUCGAUUAGUCAUAAUGUUAUUGUUAAUUUUACUCCGUUUUGGAAAACGUCCCGGAAAUUAUUUUAAAAUUUUCGUUUGUACAAAGACGAACAAAGCAAUUUUCACUUGCAACAUGUAGUACUCCUCAAAUGUAAUAAUCACCAAAGAAUGGAAAUUCGUGUUGUGAAAAAGUAUAUAUACAUCAACAGGGAUUUUACCUUUAUUUUUUAAUACUUAGAUGUUAAUAGAAAGAGUCAGAACGAAUGCCGUUAAGUCCUGAGCGAUCUGGCCACAUGUCCAAAUGAUCGAAUCAGUUAUUUAAGACUCAAUGAUUUUACACAAAAAAGUUUAGUCAUCGGCGACGGUGAUAUCUUUAAAUGCCUAUUUAGAAAGCAAAAUUAUCCAGGUAAACGUAUGCAGUGAAGAAACACCGAAAACCUUGACGCCGCCCGUUUAAAAGUUGAAAUUUUUCCAUCACCCAACUUCGAUCGUUUAAAACAUUCAGUACGCCAUGAAAAAUGAGUAGCAGUUUUAUGAGGUUAUAUUGCGUUGACGUAGGCGGUUUUUGUGGUUCGGAGGUGGUUUUUGAAUCAGAAAAGGUAUAAAAUUACAUGCACUACAACCACAGUUCCUGUUUUUUGAAAGUACGGUGUGUGGGCUUUUAUUGAUAAACAAUACCAUAUACUUUUGGCUCAAUAUUGAAUGAAAACAACAUGUUUAUAUGAUUUCCUGCUCUGACACAGCUGGAAUCGCUGCAGAGAUUUUUCCAGAAACUUUGUAGUCGUUGAAUAUAUCUAUAUGGGCUGGCGAAGGGUUUAAAAGUUAAGGAGGAGAACCUCACAUUUAUGUUUUUAAAAAGCAGAAAAAGGAGAAAAAGCAAAAAAGCAACAACUUACAAAAACAAAAAAAUGAGUAAUGCUUAGGCUACAAGGGCCAGACUUCUGAAAAGAAGUAUUUUCUAUAGAGGUCUAAAGUCUACCUAUUGCGUCAAAUAAUGUUCAACUCCUCUAAGCUAUCCGGGCAUUGGGGCCAGCUUGAGAAAAAUAGGAUUCUUUUUCAUAAAAACUCCUAAUUGUUUUUGCAAAAUAUAUCGAUUAGCGAAUUAGAAUAAAAAGGAGUACUACUAUACGGACAGGUUGGAUCUCAUUUUGAUGAAAUACCACGAACUUUUACACAGUUUAGCUACAACAUUCCUUCUGAAAACUUAAAUCGUAAUGCAUUGUCUUAACUCGUUUUCAUUCAAAAGAAGUGGUUUGCCACGACUUCAUGCAUUUCUGCGACAGGUCAUUGUCUCAAUUAAGCUGUUCAAUGGAUGAAAAACUAUCGGUAAUUCCAGAGGGGUGCAUCCAGCGACUGUUUUCUCGUUGGAAGAAGCAAAUAUUGCCUAGAAAUUUCGACAGCCAAAGUUUACAAGGAGAAAUGAAAAGAAGUUUUCCCAUUCCUUACGAAAGCUGAAAAUUUGCUUAUUUUAUGUUGCUGUGGUGCACCCAGAGAGUGGUAUAGAAAUGCGCCAAAUUAACAGAGAAACGCGCGUUAAUCGGCAUUGCUUUACCCAUUAAACCCAGCCUAUACUACUUCCAAGGCCUUAUCUCUGCUCCCGUGUUUGAAUUGCGCGGAGGAAGGAGCUAAGUUUGACUGGGAGCCGAUAAAAAACGCCUGGGGGCUAGGCCGCAGGGAAGAAUUGUGAGUGAGUUUGCGAAAAAUAGCUUGAAGCGUUACAGGGCGCGUGAAGUUAUGCGCAGCGUGUCAGGGGGCGAUCGAUAUAAGCUUGGGGUGCGUACCCUCCCCCACCCCCUUUAACGCCUGCUAAGAAGGCUAACUGGCGUCUUUCGUCAUGCACUCAAUCUGCUUAAUCACCCCUGAGGGAUAGAGAUGGAUUAAGGUCCGGAUAAGGUACAAUAAUAUGUGAUGAAUAUUAAUCAGUCUUAAAUAUAUGUGAACCUUACAGAACAGUGGAUUUCCUAGAACUUACAACUGCAGCAGUAACUGUGACGAGGUAGGGGAUUAACUUUUAUUAAACUUUACGAAAAAAGUAACAAUAGUUAUAGUGGGUCAUACAGUAGGCUUGGAAAUCACAGUCAUUGCGUCCCGUGGAGCGCAGUCGAUCCCUUUUUACCCCCAGGUCGAUCCUAAUGGCGUCUCCCAUCGAACUUUUCUCUGUUUUGAAAUGGGGGUUUGCUCUCGGCUGGGAAUUCGUAUCCUUUUUUGAACCCCUAAGAUGCAAGGUCCUAUAACUUGGCGCACACGGGGUAUAUAACAUUUCAGAACGGUAGCGCAUUUUAGUUAACAAAAGGUAUUGUUCUAAACGAAAAUGCCUAAAACCCCCCUCCAACACAUUCGAGCACUGAGAACUACUAUCACUUUUAAUUUCUUGAACCUUUUUUUCUUGUAGUGUUUGAAAUCGAAAGGAUUUUACUCUACAGCUGAGAGAAACUCUACCAAAUGUGAAGUGAACUGUAGAGAGGUAAGUUCUAACAUUAGAGCCAAAUAAUCAAUGAUGGUCAAUAACAAUUGGCUUCGGAUUGUAACUACUAUCAUUUACUAAAAGGGCGCACAGGCUGACCGGAAAAACUUAGAGACUAGAAAAGAGGGUGAGACCAAUUCUGGCAAUAACCACUCAAUAAAAAAAAAUACACUGAUAUUGAAACAAAAAAUAGCUUCUUUCUAUCUAUUACUGGUGUGUUGAUCUCAAGGAAAUUAAGGCAUGGGUGUUUUUUCAGUUUCCCUAAAAAAGUCGAGGGGUGGUCUAAAUUUUGAGGAUUAAGGCCUAUAGCGACAAAACUUGAGUAAAAUAAUGACUCUCAAAAGUUUAUGCGAUUCCGGGUAAAAGAAGAUAUAAAUUAGGUCACGUGAACUUGAACGGCCAUUUUGCGCGUAAAAAACGUAAAUUAGAAAUGGCACCAUUUUAUAAUAGCAAACAAUCAAAGAAAUUGCAACCAAACAUGUCCCCAGAUAAACGACUAAACAUCUGUGCCCGGACUUUGUUGAAAAAUUUAUUGACAGUGUAAGUAAACGAAAUUUUCUACUAGUACCCAGUCUCCUCAUCAAACGAUUUUCGAAUUUCCUUCCUGUCUAAAAGAUUAACUUAAAAGGCCCGGACACAGAAAUGAUGUACCCACUAGUCUUAUAACUAUGACGAUAACGGCAACUUCCAGAAAGUAAUGAAAAGUGGUGCCAUAUUGCCAAGUUGAUUUUUGUGCUAAAAAUAGCUAUAAUAGGUCACGUGACAAUUAAUCACUCCGAUUAUCAUUCAAAGUUAUUAAACUUAUACCCAGGAAGUCUGUCCUUAAGUUAUUUCGUGCUAUAUUGAAAGCUUAACCGGGAUUAAAAUUGAGCCUCAGGUUAGCGCUAAUCGGACUUCGAAAAACUGGGCCCAGUUAACUGCACCUUCUUUUCUUCUCUCCUGUUGGAAAAUAUUUUUCCCCAUGGAAGGCAUGAUUAUUUUUCAGACUGGCCACGGAAUCCCCUGCAAGAAAGGAUGCGAAUUUUAUCAUCGCAUAAUGAAUUCAGGUGUGAAAAACUUCAUGAUGUUCUCUAAUCUUUUCGUCCUUUUCAUUCCUAAACCUCUCUCCAUAGUAUUCAGUUACUAAUUACUUCAAGUUUAAAAUCUCUUUUUCAGGGUUUUUGCAAUGAAAAUGAACUCGUAUUUAAGCCUAUUUUUCUAACGGCAACUGGUUCAAAUUAAUUGUCAAGAUGCAUGUUUUCAAAAAUCCAGCAAAACUACUGAAACUUAAUCCUCCAUCCUCUUUUGACAUAAUUGAACUAUCAUUUUCUCCAAAAUGUAGAAUUUAUUUUUAUUUAGUUUUCAAAGUCUGUGUAGGUAAAAGAAAUUGAUGACAACAGCCUCGCUGAUAACAGAGUUUUGUCUUUAUCCAUAGAGUAAUUUAGAUGUUCUUAUUUAUCUAAUUAUUUUUAUUUUAUUUGUUUUAUUUAUUUUUUGCAGUUGACGGCAUGAACGAUACAAGAAAAGCAGUAGUCAAAGGCCCUUAUCUUUUUUGUCGCACCCUAAAUUGGCUGGUUAUUAACUUCGAAUUUCGUUUCCUUAAUCUUAUUCCUGCUGUUGAACCCAUCUUCCUCGUUCUCAGGUGGCGUUUUUGGGAAGGUCAAUGGAAUACAUUUGAUAAGCCAGUAAGUGUCUAAUAUGAAGAUCAUUAACCAUACGUAGACAGUCCCCUUAAAGAGGUGCGUUGGGUGCACACGAACCGGAUCCAGACCACUGUGGUCCCUUUUCAGACUACACUGGUCAAACCCCCGCUUUAUGGUCACCUCAUUAUAUUACGGACAGUUUGCUGUUUCCAUGGGGAAAGAAAGCCCUUACAUUUUCCCGAAAUGCAAUCCACUUAAUGCGGACACCCAUUAAUACGGGCACUUUCUAUAAACACCCUCAGUGUCCGUAUUAACAGAGUUUGACUGUAGUUGUCUUUGUCAAGAACAGGGGACAUCACUCUCAGCAAAUUAAUAGAUCUGAUUAAUAUUGUUAGAUUAGCGCCCGCGCGAGUCGCAGUUUUUGCUGUUCUGUGUUAAAGCUUUCCGAAGGUUAAGCGGCUGAUGUGUCAAAAAACGUAAAAUACGUACAUCUGACAGUCCCAAAGUAACAUUUAUUAUUCACAAAAAUUGAAAAAAAUUGUGAUCGGAUUUUUCUAUUUCGUUAUGAGUAUACACUUGUCUUGAAUUUAAAAAGAUGCCUGCUUCGGUCCUCGUGGCAGGGGGUUGAGGGUGAGGGAAGGGGGGUACUUUAUAUGGGGGAGAUAUCGCAGGACAAAACAUGGAUUUUAAUUCAUUUCUCUGUCCUUAAAGAAGGGGCACGAUUUAAUGCGAGGUUCUCCUAAACAAGGUUUAUCCUUGUGUAAAGUAACAGUAGGGCCUUAAAAAAGCUGUUGUAUAUGUCCUAUACAGGAUAGGAAUUUUAGGUUUUGAAGUUCGCUUUCGUCCUUAACAGGCCAAUGGUUUCAAACCCUCGGGAAUCCCUAAUCUCAGACUAAGGUCAAAUUCUCUCCUCUCAGCAACCCUGUUUCUGUUCUUGCCUCUCGACAAUGAUUUUUCUGGACAUUGUCUGUAGACUUCAGUUAUUACUACGUAGUACGCCAGCCGUGUGCGUAUAAAAAGAGAAUAGUGUCAUUAUUGUUUUCACGUUAUUGGCGUAAAUAAAGUUAAAUUUGGCAAGGGUGUUAACUCCUGAUCUAAUUAUUCACAUAAAUCUACAGACGAAGGAGGUGCCUAUUCAGCUUCGUUUACACCCUGGUACCAAAUUUCAAGUAGAGGUUUCUGUGGUAACUUCAAAAGGGCUACAGGGGACAUACCGAGGGGAAUGGAUGUCAACACUAAGUGGUGAGUUCCAGAAUGGUAGCUGGCUUGGCAGGCAUUUAAAGGGAAGGGAGAGGGGGGAUUAAAGUGCGCAAGCACUUAAAGGGCUUCGUCCUUGCGCACCUUACGUUCUUGUGCGUUUUUAUCCCCCCCUGGCGUCGCAAACGCUUGCCUAAAAAUCAAACCCGAGGGAUACUGCCCAUGGCCGAUGGUAGGCUCCUCGUUAAAGAGGUACAUUUUUCAGGCUUUACGUAUAUAAAAGGGUAGGAAUUUCAUAACUUGAAGUAUUAAGAAAGGUUGGUGAAAUCUAUCAUUUCCAGGGACCUCCAACAAACCCACCUUAUGGCUGAAUUAUCAGUUUUAGUUUCUUAAAGGUACAUCAAAACAACGAGAAGACUUCUUGCUUUAGUGAUUUAUUCAUAAGUGGGGCCAAUCUCUUAUGACUUCUCAUGAAUAAAAAGGGAAGUAAUGUUCUUAAGUAGAUAUUUGAAAGGGGUUACCAUUUUCCAGUGGAACUCACGCGCCGUAUACGAAACGGGUAUCUUUGCUCUCGAAAAUAGGUUGGACGUCGGGGUAGAACGAACGUCUCCAAAGACAGGGAGAUCAGAGAAGAAUAAACGAACAAAGAAACAAAAUAGUAAAACUCCGUAUCAAAAGGCGGACAGGUAAAACUAAGGCAAGCAAAGCCACAGCAAUAAGAAAAUAAAUACUGCUGCAGCUCUUGAGAAUCAGUGACUCGAUUGAAACGUCUGAAACCGUUCCAUUCAAAAUUUAACUUGACGGCACCAUUAUUUCAACUGCUUAAUAAAGUCAAAGUGGAUGUCUGAUACCAAUUUGAUACACAUUUUGCAUACGCGUAUCACCCUAAAGGCCAUUGUUUAUAGGACGUUCUUCGAUUACCUGAAUAAUAAAAUUAAAACCAAAUUUUCUGUUAAGCUUUGUUUAAAUAAAACCCUUAAAACAGCAGAUCGAUAUGGCGUAGUUUUAGGGCUACGGCCAGAAAACUGAGUACAAUCCCAAUCUGAAAGUCUCAAGUUCGUUUCUAAAUAGUUAACAAGACGCAAUGUCAGAUUAUGCGUUCAACCACAUCAUUCAAUCUUUCUUAUAAUUUAUCUGUUCUACCUAUGUAGGCUUUAAAACAUUACGGCCUGGUUCAGUACACUACAAAAGCUACCAUCCGGGAAUCCUCCCUUUUUAUUGUUUCAGAUAAAGACGUUCUGGAUCCUCCUAGGAACAUAAGUGUUUCAUUCACGCCAGAUGGGACUACCUUCCAUGGACACUUAAGCUGGAAUUUAGCACCUCACAGUGAGCAAAUUUGCGUGAUUACAUUAUUAAGCUACGAUCAAACAAAAAUGUUUUGGACAAACUUAUAUUUGCGUCAAUUUUUUAUGCAGGCCAAUAAUCAAAAACGACAUGUCCAACCUCUUACCCAACUCCACACACAACUGUACAACUGUACACACUGAUUUGUCCUAAGUUUUAACAAUCAAGGGAAGCAGGGCUGUACCGGUGUGAUGACAGCGCUUGCCUCUCACCAAUGUGGCCUGGGUCCAAAUACCGGAAGUGGCGUCAUCCGUGGGUUAAGGUUGUAAAUGUUGCUUCUCUUCUCCAAGAGAUCUUUCUCUUGGUAUUCAGGGUUUCCUCUCUCCUCAAAAAACGAAAUUCCCAAUUUCCGACGGCACCAUCAGUAAUGCAUGGUAGACGAAGAAAAAUCAUAUGGAUGUGCUACCUGUAAGUCGGGCGUUAGUUGAUAUUUUAUCUCGGGGAGUGAGUAAGGUUAUAGCAUUUUAAUAGCUCUUGGAAUCGCAUCGGUUCAGUUGCUGAGAUUCUUCAACGGGCUUUGAAUGUUCAAUUUCCGAUGUUUAACGAACUUUAGUCAUGAGAUAAAGACAAAAGGCCACGACGACAUCGGCGUUAAUGUACAUGUAUUCUUGCGCAAGUUAAUGAGAUUUAUGCGCAAGAAAGGAUAAUUCGGUGCCUACUAUACUACUACCCAAAGAAUUUUUUUGGGUAGGAAAAUGUGUCAGGUAUUUUUUUGGGGGUGGCCUGAUUUAAGUCGGGAUUCUUUGGGGGUAUUCGAAACAAUCUGAAGUUUCGUGGUAUAAUAACUGCAGAUAUGAGGGUCACUAAUUAAGAAACAAUUGCAAACAUUCAAUUUCUGUUUUUAUUUUUCGUGUUAUAUUAUAUGAUGCCUUCUGGAAAUUUGUAAGGUUCGGAUAUUUCGGGGGUAGUUUUUGGUCUAGGGAUUUUUUGGGGGUUUGAUUUUUGAUCCCAUUCGACCAUCCCCGUCAUUCAGAAUCGGGAGUACCUAACCUCUCCCCUGGCAGAAUAAAACUCAAGACUAUGCUCUUGACCACUUCGUACGUAAUUUCAUUUUUCUAUUUAUGGACACAUCGUAGGCAAAACCUGUCACUACAGCAUUCACUGGCUCGCCACGCACGGAGACGAUAGAGGACAUGAAGAAUAUAUAUUUAAUGAACAUAAGGUAAUCACUACAAAUGAUGCGGGUAAUGUAGCAACCAAUCAAUACAUAUGCACGCGUUGCGUGUACUGUGAACUGCUAUACCAUGCAUGCAGAGGGAUCAAUAUGCCCUUGCAAGACAACCACCUUUAACUGUAGCAAAGAAAUUCUUGCUACAAUACAGCUAGUCGGUUUUGUAAUUCGACAUGAGGUUAUCCGGAUUGCAGAAUCCUGGGGUUUGGAACCAGAAAUUCAGCUCUAGGAAUAAAGAGUUUCGUUAGCUAUUUGAAUCCGGAAUCCAUUUUUGACUGACAAUUAAAGAAUCCUGAAUCCAGUACCUGGAAUAUCUGGGAUCUGGAAUCCGUAAGAAUCUAGGAUUAUAUAUUAGAGUACCUUUGGCGAUUUAUGGGGUGAUAAGGCCGCAAAGCAACACCGAGGACAUAGCUCAACAAUUUUACCCGGAAGAAUCGACCUUGAAAUAGAGUAGAAGGGUAACUCAUGAUAUUUCUAAACAAAUUGAACAGCGCACGCGUAUAGGUAAAAUCUUUGCUCGUUGGCACCUAGCGAUAGCUAUAACUAGUUUUUGUUAUUAUAUAUAACUAGUAAGUUAGGGUCUAUCCGCAUUAGCGAAAAAGCUGUUUAUUUCGACAAUUUUUCUGUCAUCACCAAGGCUUAACAAAUGCGAAUGGUUUCUCUCGAUUUCACAAAUUUUGUCCCAGAUGGGACAAUCUUUAGUCUACUUCAAAGGCGCCGCGGGCAAAAUUUGCCCCGAAUAAAACUUGGACAAAAUCGACUAAAUAAGCAAAAAUGUGUUUUUCUUGGCAAUCAUUUUUUGUGUCGCCAUUAACAAAUGCAAGUAUUGUCAGAUGUAACGGCCUGAUAAGAGUAAAUAGUUUCCAGUGUGGAUAAAAACAAAAAUUGUUACCAUACAAGUUUCGGUUUGGAUGUUUCAAAGACAAUUCUGAUUUUGUCUGCUAGUGCGGAAUAAGGCUCUUAUUGUUAGGAACCCCUGAAAAUCACGUGACGUGAUCAAGAAUGCUUCCUUUUUUAAGAUAAAAAAGGCGGGAAGGAGAAAAUGAGCGAGAUGGUGCGUCGCCUAUCUUUUUUCUCCCUUGCGCUCGUCACCGGUCAAUCGUGUUUCGCUGCCUUUGUUUGCCACUAACGUGCGAUAAACCAAACACCUUGAGAAGGAGGAAGUUAUUUACACAAUUAUUUUAUCCUUAUUGACCCAACAAAUGAGUUCUAAACUCGCAAGGUUUGUCUCAGACGGCAUACUUCACAUGAGCCGAAUCGAAUUAUGUGAAUUUUUAAAAAGUAAGUUCCUGUGAAGUACUGCGUUUGAAGUAUUGAGAAUCAGUUCUUCAGGCCUGACUCAACCUGGAAAAACAGCUGUGGACCGGUAUUUAUUCAGACACCGCAAUUCACAUGAGCCGGACGAAAUACAUACAUACAUAUUUAUUUUGCAUCUUAUUGUAUUUUGAAGCUGAGAACAUGAAUGUAGUCUGGCUGGAAAGUCAGCCUAAAUUUGAUUCAGUUAGAACGGUGUCUGAAACGGGUCUAUAAUUUCAUCUUACAUAGGAAAACCUGCGCUGCUGCAUUCAAAUCUAAAGUCCUAACGUGAUGUUUUGUUUCUUCAGCAACACCUAAGUACCAGACUCCAAUAUGUCAUGACUGGUAUGAUGCCAAAAGAAAACUAUACAAUAAAAGUAAGUAUAUCUCUUAUGUGCGACAACUAAAGCCCGGCUCAGACGCCGCUCCACUCAUGCGCCGAACCGAACUGAUGAAUUAAGUACGGCAAGAGAGCGGCGUCUAAAUCAAUUUGGUACAGCAGUUUUAGUUAGGUGCGUAAAAGCGUUAAGUUCGACAGAGUCUGUCGAAAUUUUGUCGAACUUAACUUAGGUUCGACACACGGUGCGCCGUCUGAAUCAGUCAAAGUCAAACUUACUCAGUUAGGUUCGGCACAUGAAAAGUACGGCGUCUGAGCCAGGCCUAAUAUUUAAAUUUGUAUUAACAAACCUGUGUUGCUUUCUAAAGUAGUAUAUUUCAUCGAGCCGCAGAGUUAUAGUAGGGGAGUAAGCCCGGCAGGGUAGUGCAUAGUAGUAAGCCCAUUCACAGCCCUUGACAAUCACCACAUUUUACUUCAUAUACAGGAUGUUGCUAUGGUAACCGUGUUAGGUGGAAAAAUGAACAUUUCUGAUUUACCAGAGCAUGAGUUAAUUCGGUUAAAUACGUUUUCCUGGAUUUGUUCGUAAGCUUUUCUUUUCUGUUUUAGGUCUACUCAGUUGCUGAUCACAAAGAGAAAGGUGCUGUCGUGUACUAUGAAACCCCCUCCUUGGGUAAGUGCUUAUAUUACUGGCAAAAACUAAAUAAGAAUUAUUCCUUGUGAGGUCAUGGUUUUACAGUAAAAUCACUCCAUUUAUAAGUUUUGAUAUCGUUCGCACAGUAGAGUGAGGUAUUGCGAUUGACAGGAAACUGAUUCCCAUACCAAGUGUUGUUGUUCUUCUUAUUAUUAUUAUUAUCAUUAUUAUUAUUAUUAAUAUCAUUAUUAUUAGUGUGCUAUUGUUUUUACGUUCUAAAACAAUUGCAAGCAUGAGCUUAGCUGAUUUUAAGCCGUUAAACCCGGGCUUAACAAAAAUUUGUUUCAAUAUGAGCUUAUGGACUAUAUCCAGGUUCAAAAAGAAAGAGGAAAAUUGAGGUCGUUCUAUGUUAACGCCCUCCACAAAUCAUCGCAUUCAGGUUUCACGUCGUAGUCGUGCACUGGACGUCAAAGAAAUGUACUAAAAAGCGUGAUGCACGUGCAGAGCUGUGGGUUUGUUCAAUUGUAUUUUACGUCGUCGUUGUCAUCCUCUUCGUAUCUCAACUUAUCGCCCUUGCUGACAAUGCAGGUGCAUUCCUUAGAGACGUCAUAAUUAGCGGGGGUGACUAAAGUCGACAGGAAACUCUCUUGAGUAACGCGAUGCUCAUUAGUCAAAAAUAAUUUAAUUUUGUUGUCUUUUAAUUCAAUUAUUUUUUCGUAGAUUGCUUCAACGCUACUGGAUUUUACAUUUGCGGUGAGUACUUGGGGUCAAGUAUAUUAUUUUGUCAGUAUUACUGCUACAGCUUCUAAUUAAGCAAGAGAUAAACACCCAUCCUAGCCCUUGGAAUACCGUAAAAUUCCGAAAAUAAGCCCCUCCAUGUAUAAGCCCCUCCACAUAUAUAAGCCCCCCAAACCAGUAACGCAAAAAACCCUCCAUUAAAUCGCCCCUCCAAAUAUAAGCUCCCCGGGGGCUUGUACUUGGAAAAUUGCCCUCAAGUACAAAGUAAAACAAAGCAAAAACGAUAAAUUUACUUCCAACUGUAAGGCUAGCCCUAUCGAUUUUGAAACGCAAAUUUCCCUCCUUAGAUAAGCCCCUCCGAAUAUAAGCCCCUCCAAAAAUAAGCCCCUCAAAAAGGGCUUUUCAAAAAUAUAAGCCCCGGGGCUUAUUUUCGGAAUUUUACGAUAUGUGAACUUCACCAAAGUUAUUUUCAGACCAGCUAUUAUUCUCUCUUGUUCUAAGAAGACAUUGCUGCUGUAUCGUGACGAUAGUCAUUGUGAUUGGACGCUUUAUAAGUGAAUCAAUUUUGCCGAGUAAAAGGGCCUAAAUUUUAUCUAUCUCAGGUCUUUACCGGCAAUGUCGGACGCAACUUGAGUAUUCUCACGAUAACUGUGGGUGACAAGAGAAGCCCGCAAUCCUAAUAAUCUCCAGUUUGCUAUUACGCUUUCACGGCUCGUAUGUAGCCAGCUUCGUUUGGACUUCCAAGAAGAAUGAAUAUAAUGGACAGAACGCAUUCUGGUCGCACGCGUUUGGAUUAUCUAUGCCGUGAAACUUAUGCAAAGCACACCACAGUGUUGGAGCAAAAGCGUUUUGACUUUUGAUCGUUGUCUGAAGACACUCCGUAACCUUUGGUUAUUACUAGUACAAGAUAUGUCGUGAUUAGACUUCUUUGUAUUCUCACAGUGUUUGGACCACCGCAGAACCUGACACUGCUGAAUGUAACGCAUCUGUCACACAACACAUCAACGGCCAACGUGACAUGGUCACCGCCUCUUAAUGUAUCGUCAGUAGAUGGUUUCCAGGGAUAUAGCUUGUCGUGGAGAAAGGUCCCUAUAUUAGAGAAACAAAAGUCUAAACCUCAUUUUGAAACCACAGAUUUGCCGCCUGUAAGUCUAUGAAGUCAUCGUUGCUUUAGUUCCAUUUUUAACCCUUGAACGAGCUGUAAACAGUAACUGAGACUUAAAAGCAGUGUUGGAGCAAGUCGGUUCAGUUUAAGCAAGAUCAUGCAGCUUCCUCGUAGAAAUUAGGGAGCUUAAGCAGGGACUGUAUCAAAGUUUACAAAAAGAAAAACAAAGUAUCGUUUCGCGUCGUAGACGUGCUGUAACGGCAAGGAAAUGUACAUAAAAGCGUGAUGCACGUGCCAAGUUGUUGUUUUGCCAAUGUAAACCUAUUGUUUUUUGUCGUUCUCGUCGCCGUCGCCGUCGCCAUCGCCAUCGCCGUCGUCGUUACUUAAGCUCCCUUUUUUGCCUUUAAAAUCUUUGGAAAUAAAACUUUGACGUGUUUUUCACCACCUAUAUAUGUUAUGUAUCACCAUCAUAAAACGCAUUUUUUUCACCUUCAUAGGAAAACACCAGCUUUCAAUUGGUUGAUCUUCACAAUGGAUUUCCUUAUGUCUUUAAAGUAAGUUUCUCUGCUGCGCGCGCACUCCUUUGACGUCGUCUAGUCAGAGGUACGGUAAAAUUAUAUGAUAUAUGGAUAAAAGCAAAAAAUAAUAAUGACACCCCAUGGAAAGUUUUGUUGUGUCUUGUAAUCAUCCAGACAGUCCCUUUUAAAAAGCUCGUUUACAAUGCCAACUACUGAGUAACCUAUAAGAAGGGUAUACCAAAAAUUUGCGGUAAGGAAGGAAGGGAUAAAACUUGCACGAUAAUGUUUUUUCUUGAGAAAAUUCUAUAGAUUUUUAACUUCUGCUUAUUUUUGAAUAAGCCCCGCGAUACUCCAUUUUCACUAUAACUGUUUGCUUGUUUCUUUGUCUGUUUGUUUGUUUUUCUUAUGCUGAAGAUCUGUUUGCCACUCAGUUUUCUUCCCCAUUGAGCUUAAAACCUGCAAAAGUGCACUUCAAUAGAAACCACCUGGUUCGGUAACCAGGUCAUAGAUUAGACACUUGUUGGGAAAACUCAAAUUUCUUUUUACCAAAUUACCGGCCGGGCUCAGUCACGAAGAAAUAUCAUUCUGGUAAAGAUCUCUUUGUUUCGUGCUACCAUACGUUCUUUGAAAAUUUGUUUUAGAACCGGAGGGAAGACGGACUUACCAGCCGAAAGCGAUUAAAUGUUUUGAUCGAACAAUCGUACGAACAUCGCUUUUGUCGUCAACUCCACCGUUAUCACUUGCACUUAACUUGAAUGCCUUUUAAUUUAUGUUAGGUUUCUGCAGUAUCAUCAAAAACCGGAAAAGGGCAAGAGGCAAUACUACAUUUCAACACGUCAGGUAAAGGUUCAUUGUGGCUGCUAGUACAAGACUGGGUGUAACUGGAUUGAAAACAAAGAAUUAUGCUAUAUUCCAACUUAUGCGCACACUCCUUUAUGAACAAGAAUGAUAAUUAUCCACGUACCAACUUAUCCACUCUACUCUUCGAUGACAGCUUACACUUCAUCGUCCGCACGAGCCUGCAAGCAAGCUCUCCUUUAAAUAGAUAUUGUGAGAAGUGUCGAGCGACAGGCAAGAAAGUAGUAUAGUAGUCCGUUUUUGGCAGUGAAAUCUCAUUAAUGUGCUAGAACGAGCUAAUAUGCUUUCUAUCUAAUAAAUAUGUAUGUUUUGCGGCUGUAAAUAGACCUUGUGCGUAAUAAUGUUACGAUUUAAUGUUUUUGGGUCACAAAUGACAUCAAGACCAAUGAGAGACAAGACGCAAAAUAUUUAAAACAAACUAAUAAUAUCAUCUAUCUGAAAGCUUUCAUACCGGUUAAACAACCUAAAAUCGCACAUGAUCUCAUCUUGAUGAGAUUCUUCCCAAUUUUAUUUUAUAACGUCAUCGGCGUUAAUGUAUUCCUCCGCAAAUUAAUGAGAUUCCACCGAAAAACGGAGUAAAACAUCCAUACUAAACUACUCACGCGAAAAGAGAGAGGUGAGAGUGAGAGGAGACUUACAAACCUCUAGAUCGCGUGUCCUCAUCGCGGUUUUCCUUGCUCGUCUCUCAAAAUGGACACCUUGCUCGCAGGCUACAUCCGCACCAGGAUGGAGGCCGUGAGUGUGUGAAUUUGUUUACAAUAUUAACAGACUGAUGUGGAUAUUGGCGUAGUUAAAUAGUACUUGUCUGCCAUAAAUGAUACUAAAAAACUUUCUGACUUGGCUUUUCUACUGCAAAGAAAGCUGCAUAAGCUGGUGGUGAUUUCACUGACCCGUCUUUUCUAAAUAGAGUACUACAUAGGAACAGUAAAACGCCCUCUUUUCACGUUUUCUAAACCAUUUCGUGGAUAACUGCACUUAAAAAGGUGUCAGCUCCUUAACGUAAUAUUUCUCAAGUUAAAUCUCUAAGGUACGAAACUACUGUGUUCGGAUUCUUGUGAACAUACUUCACCCUUUCUACCAAAAGAGAGACCAGCGUCUAAUCUGUCCUUGGUUUACUACCCUUACCAUGAAACAAUGAAAAUAAUGAUAAACAAUAAAAAGUUAUUGUUUUCGUCGACCAAUGAGGUGUGAGACCGUAUGAAUAACCGCUACACUGCUCGCUCAAUCAAACGUAAAAGUCAUGAGAAUAAAGAAAACGAUAUGCAAUUUUAAAAGGUCUUGAAUGUUAAACAAAUUCUCCUCAUUUUUUCAACACAAAAUGUACGUAUUAGCGUUGUGUAGAAUAUACAUUCUGAUAUCAGGGUUUGAAGAGGUAACAAAGGGUGGUAUUUUAUCAUUGUUUUGCACCCAUAGAUCCUCCGUCCAAAGACGUUGAGAACGUUCAAAACACACCUACAAAACAACGAACUACUGACACCCCGUACCUUCUUGUGACGGGACUUGUAGUAAUAGCAGGUAUCGCUGGUUUCUUUGCAUUGGCCUAUCUUUUCAUAAAGCGGAAAUACGGAAACAUGUCAACAGCCGUCCAACAUAUGCAGGUCCAAUAUAACAUAGCGAGAAGGGCAUUGUAAGUAUUGCUUUUGUUAAUUCCCCCUCCCCCUCCCCCUCCGAUCCACCUCCCCCUUCUCCCUUCGCUUCCCUCUCCGUCCGUUUACCACCAAAAUCCUCCUGUGAUGAACUAGCGUCACAUCGAGGGGAGGAUAGCAAUUCUCCAAAAAAAAAUUAUGGUAUGUUAACUUGCGAGUAGAUUUAAGUAAUUGGGCAUUAGGCUACGUUGAGAUUUUUUGGCCGGUUUGGUCGAAAAUAAGACCAGAGUAGUCUAAACACCAGAACCGUCUAAAUGUUUGUAAGGCAAAGGUGUGGUCGCAUGAUGCGUGUUAACUGGAAGACGCCAUUUUUGGGUUUGCUUAAGCAGCGCUCUGCUUAUGAGCAGAUGUUAGAACCUCUGACAAAUUCAACCUGGUUAAACAGUUCCAUGUUAACAGAGCAAAAACACUGAAAAGUUUCCUGUGAACAAAGUCUGCGGCCAAGUUUUCUAACCGGUCGAAAAUUCGUCUGGUAGCAUGAGAACAAGGCCUUAUUUUUAUCCCUGAAUCCUGAGACACAAGCUUUGAAGAAAAGCCAAACUAAAUUAUGACGGAAUCCAACAGCAAAUUGAAUAAUUUUAAUUACCAGUGGACAAAAGCCUUGUACCAAAAUAAUUUACUUUAUUGCAUUCUAUUUUAAAUUUUUUAAGGGCUAAAGAUGUAAUUUAAAUAGAAAUCCAAAAAAAUGAAUGUCAAAUUUCACAAGAAUUGUGAAAACACAAGUAAAUUCCGAAAAAUUCAUGUGUAAGAUGUAAUUUUGUGAAAUUUGACACUCUUUUUCUCGGGCUCCCAUAAGAAAUUUUCUUUGGUGUUAUUACAGAUGACAGAUUACAUCUUUAGCCUUUGAAAAAUGUAAAAAAGAAUGCAAUGCCUUAGAUUACUACGUUACAAGGUUUUUGUCCACUGAAAAUCAAAAUUACUCAAUUUCCUAGUUAAUUUCGUGAGUUUAACACGAAUCUGUUCUGUUCACUUUAAGGAUGUUGUUACCAGAAGAUGCCCUUCCGAUCAUUGAACCUGAUGAGUGGGAAGUAGAAUACAGUAGUCUCGCGUUCGGUAAACAGAUCGGAGAAGGUGCAUUUGGCACUGUUCAUAAGGCAAAUGUAACUGGUUUACCGGGAUAUCCUUCGCAAAGAGAGGUUACUGUGGCGAUCAAGAAAUUAAAAGGUCAGAGACCUCACAACUUUUUAACGUCCCCCAUGCCAAGUAUAUUGAACGCAUAUAUUUAGCCAAGGCUAAAGGCGAACCUAACGAUGAAAGAUUGAUGAUUUACUUCACACUAUUAACUUGUAACCAUUGCAAAGAAAUUCACUAGGAAUUGAGGCUGUGAUCAGUUGAAAAGUAGUAACUUGUCAGCGGAUAGCUUCAAGAAAACAUGUAACCUCUAUGGGUCGACAACUGAGUCUGCGGUACUAUCAUGUGAUAAUGGUCAGCAGAUACCUUUCUUGACAGUUGUCAAUUGACCACAACAUCGACGUUCAAUAUCAGGUUGGAGGCUCCCACGUGUACACAAUGUAGAAAGUGUGAGAUUUCACACUGGUGUUCCUGUGGUGCGGACGGACGGGAGGAUGGGUGGACGACCAAGUGGACGGACGGACGGACGGUUACGUAGCUACCAAAAUUUCUCGGAUGGAUAGAUAACCAAUUUUGUUGUUGGAGUUCCUAUGGUGCGGACGGACGGGUGGAUGGGUGGACGAGCGAGUGGACGAACGGACGGACGGUUGGUUACAUAGCUACCAAAAUUUCUCGGAUGGAUAGAUAACCAAUUUUUGGUUUUAGCUAUGGGGUUCCGCUCGCGUGCACUGUGGAGCUUCGCUGGUAAAAACUAUAACACCAGAUAAAAAUUUCGUUUAUAGAUGGUUUCUGCUUCUUGAGUCAAUAGGUAACUACCCGUACUUUCUUAAAAAAUGUUUUUUCCCAGCUAAGAAGAACAUCAUAAACUGUAACAGAAAUCUUGAUUGCGGCUGAUAUCUUUUGAUGUCACAGGACUCAGACAAAAGUUGGUCACACCUUUAAUAGAAUCUUAACUAUACCCGCCUGUUCCUCCCAAGCUUGCAUGCCUUAGUGCUUUGCCAAAUGAGCCAACAGAAUAUGGCCAAAAAAGAGGGCAAAACAGCGAAGAGCACCUUACCCUGCCUACCAGAAGAUUUUUUCUCGCGUGCGGCUGGAUGGUUCGGUGUCGGCUGCAGGUAGACAGAUGUUCAGCUUAAGGCCGAAGCCACGAGCGGAAAAGUCUCUGGUACUCAGAGUAAAAUUAAAAGCACCUGGGAAGGGGGCACAAUUAACACCACUACCGUAGCGUGUACUAAAGUGACAUAUUCCCUCCCCCACUCAACUCUCGCAAGGGGAAAACGGAAGGGAGGAAUGAAAGAGAACAUUUCAGUUUCUAUCUAUCUGUCACUACGAUUCAAACAGUUCUUUGUCUCCAGCAAAUGCAAGCCUGGAGGAUCGACGAAACUUUAUCACAGAGAUGACCCUGAUGAAGGAGAUUGGUAAACAUCUAAACAUUGUCAGCAUUCUGGGCUGUGUGACCACAGGAGGUCCUAUGUGUCUUAUUACAGAGUACUGUCCUCAUGGUGACCUCAGGUCCUACCUCAGACGUAUCCGGGAUAAGGUUGGUGGGACACUUAAAGGGCGCGUAAUUUUGACAUAAACAAUCAUAAAACUGACGAAAUAAUGUUUCGACGUUUCGGUGACCUCAUGAGCUAACCGCCGUCCGGUUAGCUCCGACAAUUGGAUAAGCGCCGGCCUGCCGAGCGGGAGGUCUUUGUUUAGUUUGUUUUUCAGAGUCCAAAUUUUCAUGCGAAAUACCAAUUUUCCCUGGGCCCAAAGAAAGCUUAAAUUGCUGAUGGAUUUGGUCUUCGCCGAUUCCAACUAAGAAUCAAUUAGCGCUCAAUUGGCUGAGUUGCUCCAAAUCAAAUCCACCAACCCAGAUCGAGCAUGAGUUGUAGCUGCCUCCAGACGUCUCUCUUUCGAUGAAAAUUUCCGCGCAAAUGAAGACGGGAAGUAAAAAUACCUCUCAUUUUUCUCCUUCCCAUGGUCCCUUGCGCUUCGUCACCAGUCACUCGCGUGUCACUCGCGUUUCGCGCUCGACUCUGUGCGAAAAACAAAGUGCCUGAGGAGGAGACAGGAUUUGUAAUGUUAUAAUUGCGUUUUCUCGUAUUACAAAUACAUGCUUUGAUUUGUAACAGGUUCUGAAGAUAACCUGUGCGGCUUAACUAAAAAUGGCCUUUACUUUAUAGAAAAACAACCCUCACUUUAUCCUCCCGAGUGGAUUUGUGAGCCCGGUGUACAGACGGAAGGGACUGCCAGGAAAAGGAACCAAAAGUCCAAGUCCAGUGAAAAAGCUCAAGGUAAAACAACCAUCUCCAGCGCAUGCGCAGUAGCUUUGCUUACCUUAAACUUACACUUUGCGUCCGACAUUAAUACGGAUGGUCGGUCGGGCGAUGGGAAACGAAACAUUUUAUGAGGAUGGCCUUAGCCUUCCAUCCACACGUGGACGGCGAUUUCGGGCACCAAAAACGAAGGUUUUCGAAAACGGUCUCAAAGGUAGAAAUAUUUAAAAAUGCCGUCUUGUCGUUUUUGAGGAUGUAUACAUAGCAGUGCUAGAAGCACUGCGCAUGAUUAUUAAGGAACAAUAUUGUGUUUUCAUCGUUGUCGCGUUUUCGUGUGGACGGGCGAAGACUAUUCAAAUACGCUUCGUGUAAGGUGCGUAUUUUUUGUAAAAACAGAGCUAAAAAUCUCCGUUUUCAAAAAUAUUCCGGCACGUGUGAGUGAGGCCUUAGAUCGUGCGAGCAUCUGCGGAAAAGUUUGUUUUCAAACAAAUGAAUAAUAAUAUGUGUAUUGUAUAUUUUCAGCAAGCGUUCUCAGGAAGUUGUCUACAGGUACAGAAAAGCGACGGCUACGAACCUUACUUUUCCGAAAAUACUGAAGGGACGUACGGUGAGUAAAUCUUCUUCUGCAUGAUACUGUUGCGAGAUUUCGCGCGGAAGUAGAGUUCUUGCGCUGGUACAACAACCUGGGUGAACUCGCAGCGCUAUGGAUCGUUCCGUUAUGGCAUUUUCUACUGCGGUUGUUCCGUAGAAUAAAGAAUCUCAAUAUAAGGAAGUCCUCGGUAUAACGGACGACAUUCUUCUCCCUAGUUAAACCUCGAUAUAACGAAAGCUCUUUGUAGCGAAUAAUUGAAUUUUACCAGACUCUGUCCCCACUGUAUCAAAUAAAGCAAUGCAGAGCUACGGGAGGAAGCCUGUGUGAACUCGUGCCACCAUGUAAACACCCAAAACUUUGGAUGGAACAAAUAAAAUCGCAUUAAAAAUUAAAUCUAAGACUAGACUGAUGUUCAAUCAAACUCAAAUCCGCUAGCCUGCGUAACAUGGCGGUUUUGUCGAGCCGGGCGCACGAGCAGCAAAGCCGCGAGAAAAAUGUCCGCCCCAAUCUCCUCGCGGUUUAUCUGCCCUCGCCCGCCUUUAUUGCUUAGCGCGCCCAACCAAAACUGCCAUGCUACGCAGGCUGAAAAUCCUCAUGUCUCUGUGCAAGCGCAGAAGUGUGAAAUUGAUACACAGAAAUGGCUGAAAGUAAAACAAUAGAUAACGAGGAAAGUACCGCACGGUAAGAGGUUUUUCAGUUUUAUCAAUAAAAGGCCUUCAAAUUUUGUGUUACCUAUUUAUAGUUUCUACCACGGAUUCAAACCCUCGAGUAGCUGUAAGCAGUCACAGCCUGGUGAAUAAUAGUAGGUAGGUUAAAUGUUAAUCCCUAUGGUUCGUCACCCGUAAACUUCCGAUAAUGCGAAGGUUUAGUGGUCGCUUACCACAGAAGGUUGCUUACGAUAAUCAACGCACCAGGUUAUCUUCAAAGACGAACACAGGGAACACGAACGCUGUAUUAGCUAAUAGAAAAAUUAGAUGUGUUUACGCUGUAUUAUAAUAAAAUAAUAAGAUGUAUUUACCUUUGUUCCUGUGUCUUUAUGAGUUUUUUUGGAAGGGAUUUGAAUCCGUUUGCUUGUCUGGCGCGUCGUAAAUAAGACACUCAAGUUUCGUCUCACGAAAGAUAACAAUAUUAGAAACGUGAGACAAAACUUGAGCGUAUUAUUUACGACGCGCCAGACAAGCAAACGUAGUUCCAUACUGAAAGAACAUCGCACUCUCUUAUUGGUGUGUACGUAUUACAUGCAACGAACAUACACAUCAAACCAUGCCUUUAGUGUCUUUAGUGGCUACUUACAGGGGGAGGAGCAAUGUAAAAUUCUAAAGCCGAGUGCGAGAGGGAGAUAAAAAUUCUUACAUUUGAUAACUUGUUCUCGCCACUACGACAUUCUCGCUAAAACUCGUAGUAGAAUGACGACGGCUAUCUCACGCUUUCCCGCCAAAAUGACGCUAGUUCACGGCUGAGCAAUACUCAGAAUUUAGAAAUAGUAGUCGUCCUCGUCUCAGAACCUAAAGCUCUCUAUUGCCUGACCAACGCCAAGGACCAACUCUAGGUGUCCGUUUUAGCGAGAGUGUCCGCCUUAUCAGAGAGGGUCAAAUAAAAGGACUGAAGACUGGGGAGGGAGCUUUGAAUAUCUCAUUCAAGGAGGAGUUCGUAUUUUAGGGAUGUCAGUAAAGGACUCGACCAUUUGACUUUUGAAGGGGUGUAUGAGUGAUAUGGACUGAGUAAGAUCUGAAUUUUUUCCCCGACAUAUAACGGUGUAACAUUUUCCCCCGCAUUAUAGGCCGCGAUACGUUCCUGUAUUUCUCGUAUUUCCUUGCACGAUUUUUGCCCCUGUCAAAUCAGUCUGCAGGAUUUUUUUUUCUGAAAUCACCCAUAAGCCCCCUGAAAAGUCAAAUGGUCGGCUCCUAAGAGACAGUUGAUUAUACCUUAGUUUCUUUUCUCUUAUAGUCAAUGCUUCUGUACUGGUCGCUGUACCUGCCCUUCCACCUCCCAAUUGUCGCAGACACCAUCUCCCGAAAGGAAGUACCUCAAUCAUCGUCGCUGGAGCCAAGGAUCAAGUCCCAAAACUUCCCCGAAGCAACAGUUUCGCUCCAGCUUGAAACUUCCUCGAAAAGCCGGUUCCUCAUCGCCUUCAUUUCCUGCUCAGAAUCUUUUUCCAUACGCAACGCCAGUUUUUUCAAGGAGAGGUAGCAAAGGCAGUUCAAGUCAGGGGGGUGAUAGCCUCCAGGGAGAUGACAUCUGUAUCGUUGUUACUGACGCUGACCCAAGGGCUAACCCCUGGGGUAGCUCAGAAGCGGAGCAAGACGGCACCCCAUGGAUGGCUAAUUUUACCGCAAUAACGACACAGGAACUGCAGGAGAAGGCUUUCUCAAAGAAAACUCAACAGUCGCCAGGUUGGAAUCCCUUCUGAGAUCGAGAAGUUGUUCAAAUUAAGUGUAAUUUCUAUACUUCUAGAUCAUGGAGAUAACGUAGGCAACCGUAAACUUCCGCAUUUUAAGCCCCUGGGUUUACGCAAUUUCGUAUGGGGUUUUAAAGCAAGGCUUAUAAAAAGGGGGGCUUAUAUCUGAAUCGGGCUUAUAAUAAAGACUAAAAAAAGAUUUUCAGAACAAGCUGAACAGCAUUGCUGAUCAAAACCAUGCAAAACACUUUUUGAAUUUACUCGCUUUUUUAAGCUUCAAAAUCGAAUUCAUUCUAGUACAAGUUAGAAGGAGCUGAUAUCCGGGGGGGGUCUUCUCAGCAGUUUUUUUUUUUUUUACAGGUUAAUGUGCCCAUAAUUGGGGGGCUUAUAAGUUAAGGGACUUCUAAGCGGCUGUUUACGGUAUUUGUUCUAAAAAGUGCAAAAAUUUGUAUAUGUCAACCAAGUUGCUAAGGUGGGUUGGCCAUCGUAGGGAGGUAAAGAAAUUGCAGUUCCGAGUGCUAACCCCCACCCCCACCCCCCUUGACAAAGCUCUGACGCAAGGCUAGCACUCGAACCCUCAGCUUUUCUAUCUCCCUACGGUUGCCAAACUGCCUGGUUAUCACGACAACUGAAGAGAAUAAUGGGACCAAAAGAAGGGUGAGUUUGAUCGUCUGGGUGAACGUAGUCCUGAAUAGGACUGUUGUUGUUGACAGUGACUGACGUUUCGACAACCUGUGCGGUAACCAUGUUUAGAGUCUUGACACUGAAGAUGACUACCGCACAGGUUGCCAAAACGUCAGUCACUGUCAACAACAACAGUCCUAUUCAGGACUACGUUCACCCGAAAGAUCAAACUCAACCUACUUUUGAAAUGACUCCUGGGUUCAAACCUUUCACAGUAAUAAUGUGACCCAUAGCAUGCGUCACGCCAUGGCGGUUUUGCGUGAGCGCGCAAACAAGCCAAGGUGGGCGAGGUUAGUGAAACUGCGAGGAGAUUGGGGCGGGAGCAACGAGAAACUAGAGAAUCUCAAAUGACGUUGGCCGGGAUAUGUCACUUUCACCCAAGUUAUUUUUAGAGGUUGUAAUUCUCUCUUGUUACAACCAAAUCUUUUUUUUUUUUCUCUCCCCACCGACGUAACACCGUAGUUCCUUUAAAAACUGACUCCUUCAUUCAUUUUUUGCAUUAAAGACGUUUGUCACUUUGCAAUACGUAUCGUUUUUUAAGUUAAAGCAAGAGCCAGGCCCCUUAAUUGAAACCAACCUCUCUUUUAGGUUCCUCAGCAACAAAUGAGAGCAGCGAGAAGAAUUCCAAUGAGGACACUAGACAAGAACUAACUCAAAAAGACUUGCUUUCAUUCGCGCGACAGAUUGCCGUUGGCAUGGUAACGUAUAAUGCACCCUGUAUUAUCCACCAAUCAAGCGUGUCUGAGCAAGAUAAGUAAAUCGCAAAAUAUGUAAAUGCAGCUUUCAGUGUAAAUAAAUAAAUAAUAAGUAAUUCCGUUGUUUACCCUCAGCAGUAUUUAUAAAUAACACUAAUGCCUCAAACUUAAUGGAGUUAAGAAUCUCAACUAGCCGGAGGCAUACCAGUUGGCUAUUUUCAAGCAUGGUCGAGGAUUUGAACUGGGGACUUUCGUGAACAAAUCCAGCUAGCGGUCUGAGCGAGACCGAAACUCGGGGCCUCCGAAUUACAGGUCCAGCGCUCUAACCACUAAUCGGCCACGCUGCCCCACUAAACUUAUCACUAGCGACUAUAACAGAAAAUUGACCAUUAAUUUAGAGACAAACCAGACGGCUACUGUUCAAGCGAUGGCGAAUACGUACAGUAUUUUUACUAGCAAUAUUUGUCAAGUAAUUAUAGAGUCAGCUUAAAGUGACUCAUGUUUUUCUCUCAUUUUUUUAGGAAUAUUUGUCACAAAGAAAGUUUAUUCAUCGCGACCUUGCAGCUCGUAAUAUUCUCGUUUGCGACGACCAUUUAGUGAAGAUAUCGGACUUUGGUUUAUCGAGGGACGUCUACGAGAGCUGCGAGUACCAAAAGGCACAAAGCGCUGGAAAACUGCCCAUCAAGUGGAUGGCUUUGGAAUCACUGUUGGAUAACAUAUAUACCAUUGAAAGCGAUGUGUAAGUAAUGGCUUAGUUUUAAUUCCAGUUACGUCUUGUCUUUUAGCUUUUGGGAAAGGCCAAUGAAAGGGAGGGGGAGAAGGGAAGAUCGGAAAGGGCACCAGAGUUAGGCACACCUUAAGUGUUCCCACCCUUUCGUGGGCCUGCCACGUUAAGGCUGCUUUCACUGUUAAGCUAAAAAGAAGUACGCUCAGUGUUAAUAGAGACCUCAAGAUAUAUCGUUACGGGUAAAUUACCUGUAACCGUAAAUGAGGGUAGAUUGCCUCUGACACAAACGAAACCGCUAGGCUACCGGGUAGAACAUAGAGAACGUUAGAAAAUCAUGGUUAUCUUUUGUAUAAAUAGGCGACAAGAGUAUGUUCACUUAUAUCCGCACCCGCUGAUAGAAAAGGUGUAUCUAAAGUGACAAAACCGAGAUCUUGAGGGAUCAAGUAUUUGGUUUACCGAUGCAUUGGCCGUACUUGAGUUUUCCAGUUUUGUUAGAGAUUUGCCUGAAUUCUUAUCAGUGCGGGGGAUACGGAAGCCAGCACGCGGAUAUGUGGAAGAUUACACGAACUUAAGGUCACAGUUGGACAGCAUAAAAACCUAAGACGCUGAGAAGUAGCAGAGGUCUUAAAUUCGUUUUCUGCUGUCAUCAUCUUACUAUACAGAUCAGGCAUCGGAUACCAAGUUAAAAUGAAAGCCUUCGACGCACUUUCUUUAAUCUGUCCGGGGAAUGAGCAGGAUUCUGCAUCUUUAUAAUGUUAUAUAUCGAUAUAUAGACUGAUACUUGAGUGUCUGCCCGUGUUUAGGUGGUCAUAUGGAAUCGUGUUGUGGGAGCUUAUCACUCUUGGUAAGUUCUGCAGUGAUACUGAACCGCUCUGAUAGUUCAACUUGAUCUAGUGUUGAUCGUUUUGUCAAACAUUUAUACGUCUAACACCUCUACAAACCUUGAUGAAUGAAGGCACGAUCUACUGAAAAAAAAUUAUACCAAGAAAAAAAUUGGGCUACUAAACAUUAACUUUUUAGGAGCACCUCUCUGCAAAUUUUCACCCAACACUGAGACAUUUUUAAUAAUAUUAUCUCGCAUUAUCCUGAACUUGCGCGAUCCAUUUUCUCCGAGAAGACGCAUUCGUACUUUUUAACUAUAGACUGCUACUUUGACCAGGUACCUCACCAUAUCCUGGUGUGUCUGGGAGAGAUAUCCAGAAGCUGCUGAGAAACGGCUACAGAAUGGAGAAACCUGAAAACUGCAGCCAGCAAGUGUAAGUGAACAGAUUUCUGAAUUUGGAGAAAAGCUUUUUGCUGUUACGAUCAUGUGAUGUAAUACAAAAGAUUUUUAAACAGUUAAAAGGAUAAAAAAUUUACUAAACAAAAAUCUGCAAAGCUGAUCAUACCACGUAAAAGGUAACUUUGCAAGACAUGAACACGGCAUCGAUGGAUCCAAACAGAGCGGGGUGGCGUUGACACAGCUGUUUCGCCAUUGCGACUCAUCAAAACGGCGUACCAAACAAAAAGGCAUACUGAAAAAAUACCAGCACACAUUGGAUCGUCACACCCGCAUAACAACGCCAAAAAAAUAGCCUCGAACUAUAUCUUUUGAUCUAUUUACUCUUUCCUGUUACUCAGACUAGCGCAGUUUGGGAUAUUAGUGUCACGAUAAGUGCUGGAUUCGAAUUAUAUGAGACACACAAAAGCGGCUUGAAAACUCGUACUCGUAGCUCCAAUCUAGAGAUCACUAUUGGCCUUGCACCCAUUUUUCAAGGUCUCGCCCCUUCGUGUACUGUUUGAUGAUCCCUUUGGCUGUGUUGCAUGUACGAAAAAGCCACAAAGCGAAUGAAAGUAUCUGUUUUUAGAACAUUAUAUUUCAAAAACCUUAGUCUAAGUGGCUCCGGUUACAGUAGACUAGUCGCACUGUAACGAGAGCUUUGCUUUGAUAUAGUAGAUUUGCCGAAAAUGCCCAAUUUGUAGAUGUCAUCUCAUUGUUAUUCUGUUGCUAUAGGGGCAGAGAUGUCAGCAAAACAUACUCUUAAAUUAAGAUUAAUGUUAGAUGUGCUGUUUCACUGUGUGGCUUUUUCGUGCUUCACAGACAAAGUUAUCAGUGGAGCAUCAAACACGAAGGGAUGAGACCUUCGAAAAAUGGGUGCGAGCCUCCUUUAAAAUACUAUCUUGCUGUAGUACCGGUAAUAAAUAAAUAAACGUUUGGAAGAGAAAAAAUAGCAGCCACCCUUUCCAUCGUCGCAAAGAAGAAUCUCGCAUAAAAUCUUAUUUUCAUUCAGGGAGGUCAGAAACCACAAGCUUUCCAUCGGCACUUUUGCGUACAUUUUCGACCCCAGUGCUCUUCUCUAUUGCGCAGUCAAACGUGUGAGCUCUGCGGGGGACUUUGUAGAGACCGGCGCGUGCGUAAAACAUUUUUUUGCCAUUUGUGAUCUUUACAGGUACCAGAUUAUGAUGUCUUGUUGGGCAGCCAAUCCAGAUGACAGACCAAGCUUUACAGACUUGCGAAACGAUUUGGAGAGAAUGUUAGAAGCAGAUGAUGAACUGUACAUCAGCGUCCACUGCGAGGAUUAUGAUUAUUACUGUGUUCUUGGCAAUGACAACGUUAGCAGCUCCAACGGAGACGAGAAUCCUCCAACACUGGCCAGUAAUGUUGAAACACAGCCUUUCAUAUAA
Molecule: messenger RNA, 26560 nt
Organism: Porites lobata
Lineage: Eukaryota; Metazoa; Cnidaria; Anthozoa; Scleractinia; Poritidae
Source: the annotation of a GenBank genome assembly